ACUAUUACAACUUUAGUCACGACAAUAAAUCCGUAGCACCAACAAUGCAGGCUAAAAUGAUUUCAUUCUUGAUAGCAAUAGCAUUACUAUUCUUGGAAUGUAACUGCUGUAGUGGUGGAGGGAGCGAAGCAGUAACUAAGGAUACUUUUGAUAAUUCUAUCCCAAUGACCUGGAAACUUAAAGUUACGGAAAUGUUUGAUAUUAAAUGGGAAGAAUUAAUUCAAAAACCUGUGAUCUAUGUAGAUGGAGUUAAUUAUUAUGAUCUAGGUGACAAUCGUCGUGUGCCAAUUACUUUGGAACCUUUUCGAAAUCAUAAAAAUUUUAAUGAUGAUAAAAAGCAAUUUUUUAGUAUCAAAAUUAGAAUACCAACUGUUUUUGAACCAGACUAUUUGAAACCGAUUCAGCAGUCAACUGUCAAUGGAACUUCUAAGCUUCUAGCUUACACAUAUGUCAGUAGUUCCUAUAAUGUUCUUAGAUAUUCUUCAGUUAAUCCUCAAAAUUACGAUAACGCAGAAACUUGGAAGGUCGAUUCAUCAAAACCAAUCUUAUUCCAAACGUUUGGUAAUCAAGUGAAAAUCGACUUCUCGAUUCGCAAAGCUUAAAUUCAGCACAAUAGCAUUUUAUUUUCUAUCUCAAUGAAUCAAUUAUUAAUAGUUAUGAUUUUCAAAAUUUAAAAAUAAAAUGUUGAUUUUACUCAAAUAUUUAUUUUGACAAAUAUUAUGACUGUAACAAGAUUAUUUUAUAUUUAUCUGUAUUUAAAAUACAUAAUGAAAAAAAUUAAACUGAUGUGAUUAAUUAUUCAAUCCUUUCAUUAGUGGUUUAAAAAUUUGUUCAUCAUUAGAAACUAUUUGAGAUCUCUAAGUCAUACCAUGGAAUUAUUUGGUUCCUGAGUAGCCAAGAAUAGCAAAAAAAUUUUAGAUCAAUCUAAAUAUUAUUUUCAGAAUUAUAUAAAAAAAAAGAAAAUCACUUCACCCGAAUUCAGACAGCUUUUUUAAAUGCAUUAAAAAUCGUACGCAAUUAUAAACUCUUAAGAAUUAUUACAGAAUUUGCCAAUAUUUUCUCGUGUUGGUAAGUCCGAAGAGAGCAAAGAAAUUUUAGUUCAGUAUGAUCAUUAUUUACAAGAAUAUAAUCAUUUAUAAAAAAUUCUUGAAUGGCCAAUUUCACUUAAUUUUAAAGACUAAUCCGGAUUCUAAAAUUAUU
Microplitis mediator is the source of this 1200-nucleotide messenger RNA. RefSeq lists its product as uncharacterized. The transcript has 2 exons. The record is from RefSeq and is a predicted model, not a curated record. NCBI's taxonomy places the organism in Eukaryota, Metazoa, Arthropoda, Insecta, Hymenoptera, Braconidae. The coding region runs from base 45 to 602 and encodes 185 amino acids.